Uloborus diversus is the source of this 684-nucleotide messenger RNA. RefSeq names its product armadillo repeat-containing protein 7-like. The record is from RefSeq and is a predicted model, not a curated record. NCBI's taxonomy places the organism in Eukaryota, Metazoa, Arthropoda, Arachnida, Araneae, Uloboridae. The coding region runs from base 60 to 623 and encodes 187 amino acids. The transcript has 6 exons.
AAAAACUUAGAUUCUUAUUAUUAUUUUUCUUUUUUUACUGAAUAAGAUCCAAAGUUACCAUGCCCAGGAAGCAGCAUGACAAGGCAGAACGAUUUCGCUACCUUAGAGAAUUAGUGGUUGAAUUUCAGGAUACAUCAUCCCCCAGUGCAAAGCAGGAAGUUUUAGCUAAUUUGGCGAAUUUUGCUUAUGAUCCUGACAAUUAUGAUCACUUCCGAGAAUUAAACAUUGUAGAUUUAUUUCUAGAUCAGUUAGACGAAACCAAUGAAGAUUUAGUUGAAUUUGCUAUUGGUGGUAUCUGUAACCUGGCUUUAGAUAAGAAUUUCAAGCAUCUAAUUUAUACUAGAAAUGGCAUCAGUAAUGUCAUUAAAUGUUUGUCCAGUAGAAGAGAAGAGACUGUACUCUCUGCCAUCACUACAUUGAUGUUUCUUGUGUCGCCUGAAAGCAAAGCAGAUAUCGUCAAUCCAUCUGUGAUAGACUGCAUGCUUCGAUUCAAAGACAGCUCCAAUAGAAGAUUGAGCAACUUAGCCAAUGUUUUUCUGCAAGACUAUUGCUCUAACUUUGAGAUAGAAAACACUAAAAAAUUAGCAGCGAAUUACAGAGAAACACAAGUUACAACAUCAUAGCAAAGCAAGAUACAGGAAAUGCCAGUGUUAAUGGAAACCCAUUCGGUACAACUGGAGGAUC